Messenger RNA from Calliphora vicina (urban bluebottle blowfly), 5663 nucleotides. RefSeq names its product Ca[2+] channel Muscle-specific alpha2/delta subunit (gene Ca-Ma2d). Gene Ontology annotation, cellular component: voltage-gated calcium channel complex. The record is from RefSeq and is a predicted model, not a curated record. Lineage: Eukaryota; Metazoa; Arthropoda; Insecta; Diptera; Calliphoridae. Gene Ontology annotation, molecular function: voltage-gated calcium channel activity. The transcript is spliced from 13 exons. Bases 648 to 4256 code for a protein of 1202 amino acids.
GUGGACCAACGGAUAAAAUACACACGAAAAAAAAAAUAAAUUUCUUUUAAAUACAUAUAGAAAAGAUAUUCGGGCAUAUGUGUGAAGAAAAAAAAAAACAACAACAAUAAAAAAUUAUAGAGGUUGAACGUGGUUUAUAUAUAGAAAAUUAACGCACAGCUGAAAUUUUUUUAUAGUUUUUCUAAAGAAAAUCUAGCUAAAUGUAGAAAAAUUUGUAAAAAACUUUUUAAUAAAUUAAAAAAAUUUCAAUAAUUUACGAAAAAAAAUUAACAAAAAAUGAAAGCUGGAAUGUAUGGAAAUUUGAAAUGAAAUGAAACGAAAAGGAAAAUGUUAAAGCAUAACAACAGAAAGAAAAGUGUAAAAAAUAGCAAGAAAAAAUAAGGUUACACCCAAGAUUUUAAGAAAAUUACAAAGAAAUUUUUAAAAAAUUAAUAAAGAAAAUUCAAGUUUAUUAAAUAAAAUUAAAAUAAAAUCCAUUAAGCCACAAAUUGAAAAAGUUUUACAAAAAUUCCCUCAAAAUAAAAUAAUAUUGCAAAUAAAUAAAUUAGCAACAAAAACAACAUCAAACAUACAUACACAUAAUAAUAAUAAUAGAGAAACGUAGACCAAAAAACAAAAAAAAAUUACGUUAAGAAAAUGCUAGAAAAAUGUUUUGUUCAUCGUGUGAUAAGUUGAUGACACAUAUUUCAGUUGUUUUGACCGCAUUCCUGCUGUUUUACUUAAUAUGCCUGCCACCUAAUUUGACACAAGUGAAAGCCACUCCCGAGGAUGAAGCUGUUGGCAAGUGGGCCGCCCAAUUUGGUGAUGAGCUGUGGGAACUCGCUCAACGUAUGACCAAAUCACAAGAAAUUAAAGCGAAAUAUAAAGAAUACAAUGCCCGAGUAGAGUUGAAAAAUGGCACCGAACUUAUUAAAUCGAUUACAGCCAAUGUGGGCAAAAUGUUGGCCCGCAAAAUGGAUGCCGUCAAAUGUAUACAAUCGAAAGCCGAAGAUGUUUUCGAAAAUUUCGAAUAUAAUACAACCUAUGCCGAAACAGAAUUUCAAUAUUAUUCCAGUAAAUUCUCAACGUUUGAGGGUAAAUCGGCUGAAGAGUUAAUGGAACAUUUACAGAAUAAUAGUUAUAUGUAUUUGAAUAUGACACUAAAUCCCGAUACACAUUUUUAUAAUAUCUCUGUGAAUACAGAGUACAGCUCCGUCCAUGUACCCUCCAAUGUGUAUGAUAAACACCCUAGAGUCCUAAAGGCCAUUAUGUGGACCGAAGAAUUGGAUGAGGUAUUCAAACAAAACUAUCAAUCCGAUCCCGCCUUGUCAUGGCAGUACUUUGGCUCUGAUACGGGCAUUUUACGCCAUUUCCCCGCCUCCCAAUGGGAGGAACACGAACCGGAUGGCAAUGCCGAUACCUAUGAUUGCCGCAAACGUUCGUGGUAUAUUGAAACCGCCACCUGCUCCAAGGAUAUUGUAAUUCUAUUAGAUAAUUCCGGUUCAAUGACUGGCUUCCGUUUUCAUGUUGCCAAAUUUACUAUACGCAGUAUCUUGGAUACAUUUUCCAAUAAUGAUUUCUUCACCAUUUUCAAUUAUUCAUCCGAAACCCAUGAUAUUAUAAAGUGCUUUAAGGAUGCCCUGGUGCAGGCCACACCCGAAAAUAUUAAUGUUUUCAAUGAUGCCAUUAGUAAGAUGAAGCCACAUGGUUAUGCUAAUUUGUCAAUUGCUUAUACGAAGGCGUUUGAAUUGCUAAAGAAGUACUACAUAGAGAGACGCUGCAAUGAAACCUCGACUUGUAAUCAGGCCAUCAUGGUGAUUACCGAUGGUGUGGCCGGUAAUAAUACAGAGAUUUUCGAAAAAUACAAUUGGGGAGAUGGUGAGAACGGCACCAUGAGCAUGAAAGUACGAAUAUUUACGUAUCUGCUGGGUAAAGAGGUGACCAAAGUUAGAGAGAUACAAUGGAUGGCCUGUCUAAAUCGGGGCUACUAUUCGCAUGUACAAACACUGGACGAGGUGCAGGAAGAGGCAUUAAAAUAUGUAGAUGUAAUAGCAACGCCGCUGGUUUUACAGGAUGUGGAGCAUCCGCCCACCUGGACUCACUCCUUUACGGAUAAAACGUAUAAACCCGAGGGUAAUGCCACAGAUGCUCGACUUAUGAUAGCGGUGGGUGUGCCGGCCUUUGAUCGUUCAUAUCGAAAAGCCAACACUACCGCCCACGCCCGGUUAUUAGGCGUGGCGGGCACUGAUGUGCCUGUAGAAGAGAUAGACAAACUUACAUUGCCUUAUAAGCUCGGUGUUAAUGGCUAUUCCUUUGUGGUUUCCAAUAAUGGCUACGUACUAUUGCAUCCCGAUCUAAGACCUAUAGGGCCCAAUGGUGUCAUGAAUCCCAACUACAACAGCAUUGAUUUCACCGAAGUCGAGCAGCUAUUCGAAGACAACUCACCACGUAACCCGGGAGAUUCAAUUUUACAAUUAAGAGGCAGCAUGGUUAAUCAUGAAUCCGGUGAAUUUAAAGAUAUUAGUGUGAAAUUACACUAUGAUAAAAUGCGUCGAGUUUCGGAGGAAAAACAGGAUUAUUUCUUUGCUCCUUUGCCCAAUACACCGUUUUCAUUGGGCAUUGUCUUGCCCAGUGAGUAUGGCAAGACCUGGAUUAAGGUGGGCGAGGAGGUCUUAAAGAAUAUCCAUAUGAAAGUUAAUAUUUCGGACUUUUUUGUGGGUGAAAAUUGGAAAGUACAUCCCGAUUGGGUGUAUUGUAAAUAUCAUUAUUUGGAGGGUCAUGAAUUCAAGACGCCAGAGGCUGAGCUAAAACAUUUCUUAAGCAAAAUGGUGCUUAAGGAUUGGAAAUGGUCGGAACAGUAUGAGGAAGAUGAACUGGAUAGAGAUGAUGAUGAUUUGAACUGUGGCCGCAAGUCUUUAUCAGAUAAUGCCUACUAUUGCAACAAAGAACUGGUGCAUUUGCUGAUCUUCGAUGCCAAGGUCACCAAUUCCAGUUAUGGUGUGUGGAAAUUUGAGAACGAGGAAGAGAAGGCUCUAAUUGAAAGUUUUGGUGCCACUUUACGUUUUGUGGCCACCAUGAGUGGCCUGACACGUUGGCAAUUCAUUUAUGGCGAGGUGGAAGUUGAGAAUGAUCGUGAAUUUGGUGAUUAUCAUACCAAGGCGAUUGAUGAAACCUGGUACAGAAGUGCCAUAUUGGCACAUCAUGAAGAGCGUACCGAUAGUUUUGUUUAUUCCGUCAAACAUCACAAUGAUCCCGCCGAGGAUAGUGAAUUGAAAGUUACCGCUUCACAUGCCAUAUUCCCCAGAGAUGGUGGUAAAGAGGCGCCAGCUUGUGUGGUGGGUUUUCAGUUUUCUCAUGCCCAAAUGUUGGAUAGAUUUUUCAAUAUAACCUCAACGGAUAAUUGCAAUGGCUGCAUUAAAACCUGCAAUAGUGAUGAAUUCGAAUGUUAUGUUAUAGACAAUAAUGCCUAUAUAAUAUUGGCUAGAAAUGUCAAUCAUACGGGUAAAUUUUUUGGUGAAUAUCAAGGAGAUGUUAUGGAGGCCAUGGUACAAUUGGAAUACUAUCAAAGUAUUGAAGUCUAUGAUUAUCAGUCCUUAUGUGUGGAUGAAGAUGCCAAGCAAAGUGAUGGCAGUAUGUUAAUGCAUCCCUGGAAAGUUUUGACUUUUGCUUGGAAAUGGCUGGUGUCUUCCUUAUUUUGGCAAUACUCACGCAUUAAAUGGUGGGUGGAUGGCGCCCCCUUCCUUGAAUAUAACGAUGAUAUUGAGGAUGAUUAUGAUGCUGGUGGUUUUGGUGGCGUACAGCCCAUACAACCCAAAACCCAAGAGGAAGAUGAGGACGAAAUGGUUUUCAAUGAACCCGAACCACCUCCAGUUUAUGAACCCUGCGAUAAGGUCACUACUCUGUACAAUCUCCAGCCAAAUUCUGUGGAGGGCAUUACCGAAGCCAUCAAAAUGCCCAAUGUACGUCCGUUCUAUAUAAAGAAAAUACCGCGUACAAAUUUGCUGUUGGUGGUCAUUAAUGUGUUGAUGCCGUCGAAGGGUACGAAAAAAACCACCGAACCACAAAGACUAACCUAUCCGAAAGAAUUUCCGUGCUAUAAACUCAAUAUGAGUUUCUAUGAACGGAGACGUAUUGAGGAGUGUUUUACGGAACAUCCGGAGGAGGAAUUAUUUUCUUACUGUGGUGAUGCUUCAUCUUUAACAUCUAAUAUGAUUAUUUUAAGCCUAACACUGUCGCUCGUUUUAAUAACACGUUAUUUAAGACGUAACUAUGUUUAAAUUUACUCUUAUGUUUAACUACAUUUUUGUCUCUACUGAACGAAAAAAGAAACACAACAUUUAAGCACAAUUAACCGAAACUUUUAGCCAAAAAAAGAGAAAAACUAAAUAUGUACUAAAUUAUAUUAUAAAAACUAUUUAGAUGAAAACUAAAACAAUCAGGGAGUAUAAAAUGAAGAUUAAUUUGCCAAAAAAAUAUAAAAAAAAAAUAAAUCAAUUAGCAACAAACACUGUUUUUUUAAGUUUUUGAGUGCCACACAAAGUCCAAAACUCAAAAAAUAUUUAUAAUAUAUAUAUUUAUAUACAAUAUAUACUGUAGUUUCAGUUUUAUUUAGAAAUAUUAUAAUAGGUUUUUAAAGUUUCAUUUAACAUAAUUAGUAAAAGAAAAAAUUAUAUAGAAAACUCUUUAGGAUUUCCCAGUUUUUUUAGAAGGAAAUUGUUAACUAAUAACAUUAAAUUUGUAGCUUUUUUAAGGAGUUCUCUAUAAUUUAGUGGUUUUUUUUGAGCUCCUACUAAAUGAAACUUUAAAAACCUUAAUUGUUUUUGUUUUGUUAAUUCGUAUAGAAUUUUAGUUAAACAUGUUUUUAUAAAGUUUUUUUUUAAAAAAAAAGAAACAGCCAAAAAUUAAGUUUUUUUUAUAUAUUUACCAAAGAAUUAAUAGAUUUUUUAUAACAAAAAUAAAAGUAUAUAAAGUUUUGUUACAAUUUUUAUAUAAAUUUUAUGAACAAAGUGAAAGUUACACACAAAAAUACUAAAAUAGUUACAAACCACCUUAAGUGUCAAACCAACUCUACCAACAACUAACAACAACAAAAAAAACUCUUGUAGUAGACAAUUUUUAAAAAAAAGGUCUUCAAAUUCUUAGCAAAAAGUUUUAAGUUAACAUUUUCUAAAUACUUUUUUUCCCCACAUAAUUUUACUUUACAAAAAACUAUUUUAUUUAAAUGAAAUAAUAAAAAAAAAAUAGAUGAAAACCUAUUAGGAAAAACAAAACAAAAUAAUGCCUUUAUAUUUUUAAAAAAUAUGUAUUAAAAACAGUUAAGAAUGUGAAUCAAAGAAGUAUAAAGUCAUGAUAUAUGUAUGUAAAUCAAAAUAAUUAAGGGGGGUUAACUAGGGUUUGUCUCCUUGCUAAAAAAAGGCAAAAUAAUAAUGAAGUUAACUAUAAAAAAUUAAUAAAAUAAAAACACUUACACAAGAUUCAUUUAAAUUGUAGAAAAAAAAUCAUAGAAAUGAAAUUAUAACAAACAAAAACACAUGAUAGUUAUUUAUUUUUGAAAUAUUUAAAUUAAAAACAAAAACAAUAUAAAAUGUAAGAAUUUAAUAAAGAAAUUUCUUUGAAAAAGAAUUGUUUUAAUGUUAAGUAAAAAAAUAUAUAAAAUUAAUAAUAAAAAAGACCAAUUGUUUAAA